AUGGCGGGGCUGUCCCGCACGCUCGGUAUUUUCGGCGGCUUCGUGGCCGUGGUGGGGGCGGCCUUUUAUCCCAUCUACUUCCGGCCGCUGCUGCUGCCGGAGGAGUACAAGAAAGAACAGUCAAUAAACCGAGCUGGUAUUGUUCAAGAGGAUAUUCAGCCUGCAGGGUUAAAAGUGUGGUCUGAUCCAUUUGGAAGAAAGUAAUGUUGGCGGCUGGGUGUAUUGCAAGGCAAAACUGAAGAUGGACAUCUUCAGCUGUUUCUUCUUUCACUGAAGGGUGUCUUUGGGUGUCGCUGGAGAAGAAUUCUGAAUAUGCUGUGUGGGCCCGUGAGGAGCAACAAAGGCUACUGGUUGGAAUUCCAAGAGAUAAAAACAUGCUAGUUUUGACAGAGGAUGCUGGGGCUUAGUGCACAGACUGUUAGAGAGCUGAAUGAUUCUUGAGUUUAGAAGUGAAAUAUUUAUUUCCUUGAGAAAAAGGAAGAGGAAUUUUUUUUUUUGUUGAUCUGUAAACACUUGUAGAAUAAACUAUGAAUAGAAUAAAUCAUGCAGACUGCUGCAUUUUCCUCCCUAGUUUGAGAAUUACUUUUGGUGGUUUUAUUAUGAAAACAUGAUAGAAGUAUAUACUGAGAGAGAUCAGUGCAGAAAAUAUAACAUGGUGAGUGUAAAUUUGUACAUUAAAAUUUCUUCCUUCUAAA
Molecule: messenger RNA, 695 nt
Organism: Gymnogyps californianus (California condor)
Lineage: Eukaryota; Metazoa; Chordata; Aves; Accipitriformes; Cathartidae
Gene: SMIM20
Product: small integral membrane protein 20
Exons: 3
Coding region: 1-204 (67 amino acids)
Biological process (GO): mitochondrial respiratory chain complex IV assembly
Cellular component (GO): mitochondrial inner membrane
Source: RefSeq, a predicted model, not a curated record